AAUUAGCGCGCAUGUUAGUGUCGGUAGACAUAUAGAGAUAAACGACAAAAUCACGAGAAAAAGUGUCGACAAAAUUUUGUCGUCGUGCGCAUGCUAGGCCGGCUGGCACCAAAUACUGUGUCGAAGUUUGAAGAUAUAACAUGUAUCCAUGGUUUUAAAUAAGUAAAAAAAAAGUUUGAGGUUAUAUCUAAUGUCAUUACAAAAUCAUGCUGUGUUGUUUAUAAAGUGAAAUGUGGAAAAACUUAAACAUUUAAGUGAACAUUAAUUAAGUUACCAAUAUGGUUGUAAAAGUGGAUAAUACGAUUAAAACACCAAAAUACAGUUUACAUAGAAAAGCUGGUAGAAAUAUUAUUGAACGACGGCCUAUAUUUUCACCGGACGGCGAAUCCCUGGCAGUGAUUGCAGAAAAUGUAGUUCGUGUAUACAACGUUCGCACCGGAGAUCUAGUUAGGACAUUAGAAACACAAAGCAAUGUAGAAGAACUGGUAGCUAUUGAAUUUCCCGAAAACGAGAACUAUGACUUAUAUGGAUGUUCAUCACACGGCUGUGUUACUAUUUGGACAUGGGAAACAGGGGCUGUCAUUAGAGAAGUUAAUCUCCGUAUUCCAUCUAAAACAAAAAUAUUAACAUACAACCUGAUCAACAAUAAUGAAUGCUUCAUCACAGCUGCUGGUGGUCCAACAUUCACUAAAACAUUGCAUGUUGCUGCAUAUUCUGUUAAAACAGGGGACCUGUUACAUGUAUAUGAAAAUUUUGCACUGUGGAAUACAAACUCAUUGGUAAAAGUCUCCCUUGGAUGGUGCAAUGGUGAUAGAUAUGCUGCAAUCAUUAAUGGAACGAAAUUUUUAUACAUUCAAAGUAUACAUCAGCCACAUUUGAUGUCUAUAAUUCAUAAUCAAAACGAUCUUCGGAUAAUAGCAGUAGCCGCGCAUCAUAGUGAAAGUUCUGUAGCUAUCACAGAUACACUUGGCCGUGUCACAAUCAUUAGGGGGAACUUGUAUGACAGACGAACAUUAGCCAGGGAAGUGAUGCAUUGGCAUAGUUUGCCGCCUCUUGCUGUCUGUUUUUCAGUUCAAGGGAGUUACUUAUAUUCUGGCGGAAUGGAGACAGUAUUAGUGAAAUGGACUGUAGGCAGUUUGGCUUUCAAAGCUAACGAGAAGGCUUUUAUACCUCGUCUGCCGGGCCAUAUAAGGUAUAUAACAGCAAACAACAUUCAUGUUGCAAUAACACUAUCUAACAACUCGGUGGUGCUAGCAAACGCACAGAUGCGCGUAACGUGCACUAUAUUGGAGAGUGGGGGCAUGUCUCCAAUGGCUCGUGCCGUCGGCUCAUCUCUCUUAUACCACAAUCAGUUUGAAGCUCUGCUCAUGAACGGACGCACUGGUCAUUUGCAACUGUACUCUACUAAUACCAAUAAAGUUUUGUAUAAUAUUGAUAUAACGGGAAUCAAUCCCAUGCAAGGAGAAAGAUGGAACCUACUUCCCCUCGAUAUGGAGGUGACAUGUGCCACCAUCAGUCUCAAUGGUUAUUGGCUGGUCACUUCUGAGUAUAGAAACGACGGCGUCAUGUACCCUGAAGAGAAACUAAAGUUUUGGUUAACCCAGAGUGGGAGCAAAGAUAUGCCAUUCAAGCUGAACACGUGCGUCAAUCUUUCUCAUGGAGGAUGCAGAGUUGUGUCUUUAGCACUUAACAGUAAGGGUGAUUUUUGCGUAUCAGCAGGCACAGAUCAAAAGUUUAGGAUAUGGAAGCGAGAACAAGCCGGCAGGAAGUCCUCUUGGUCUUGUCACACCGCUUGCUAUUAUUCAUCAGGUAUCACACAAUCAUUAUCACAUGGUGUCCUAAAUAACUACAAAAUGGGUGAGUUAUACAAGGCAGAGGACUUUCAAAAGUCGCCUCAUUUGAGAGAGUUGAAACGGAAUGAUAUAAUUAAGAAAAUAUUGAAUGUUCAUAAAGAACAUUCUUUGAUUGAUGGUGAUAUGAUUUGGUCGGGCAUGACCCGAGAUAAAGAGAAUGAUAUGGGCGGUGUCGCGAUUUCUAAAGACGGUUCGUUGAUUGCUGCGUGGUUUGGUUGCAAGCUCACACUUUGGGACACACACUUGUGUAAUCUACGGACUGCACUGUCUCAUCCCGCGUUACGACCUAAAGGUGUCCAUGUGAAGUUUGGGAAUCAAGACGCAGCGCAUUAUUUGGUGUGCACAACGGAAACUUGUUUGGCAGUUUGGAGUCUAUUAUCUCUAACCGUGAAGUGGCUGGUCCAAAUCAACCCCACAUGUCUGACCAGUGACUGGCUCACUAACAAAAUGGCGGUGGUCACUUCGAAUAAUGACGUGUAUGUGUUUUCUCCACAAAGCUCAAAACCUAGUCUGGUAGAGAAACAGGUCUUAUCCCCAAAAACGGGAGUGUUCAAACAGAUCACAUUCGGCGCACCUUCGGGAAAUGACGUCAGACUAUAUCUACUCAGAAAUGACGCCGAAAUCUACUGCAUAGAGCCAGAGCAAACUGAAGAAGGCAAGUUGGAAGUGAUAUCGGAGCGCAAGUCGGUGUCGUCCAAGUUCAGCGCGCUGGUGGCGGAGCAGCACGCGUCGGCCGUGCGCGCCGCCGCGCCCGGACACACCGACACGCCCGACCUACACGCACUCACCAACGCCGCCAAGGCACAGAUCUCGCAAGCCGCGCCACACAUGGUUCCCUCGGUGAGUCUACUCUGUACGUCGUUCUUGCAAGAACUAUCUGGACACCAACAGACCGCAGAAGACAACGAAUCGGAAACAGAUGACAAAAUGGAAGUGGAUUCUAGUGACGAUGAAGAUGCUGAUAUUGAAAAAUUAAAUGGACCUUACCCUCCAAAAGCAACCGAUCUAUGGACUCCAAAUUAUGAAGCAGUAAAGGAAAAGAAACUGAACAAAAUCAUGCAUGAACCGUUCCUAGAUUUACAUUCAACUAGUUCGUUGUUUGGAGUGUAAAAUUAUUUUUGUAAAAAAUAAAUAUGACUAAUAUUUUUAACUGUU
Molecule: messenger RNA, 3008 nt
Organism: Manduca sexta (tobacco hornworm)
Lineage: Eukaryota; Metazoa; Arthropoda; Insecta; Lepidoptera; Sphingidae
Product: WD repeat-containing protein 75
Exons: 11
Coding region: 279-2963 (894 amino acids)
Biological process (GO): positive regulation of rRNA processing; positive regulation of transcription by RNA polymerase I
Cellular component (GO): nucleolus
Molecular function (GO): protein binding; RNA binding
Source: RefSeq, a predicted model, not a curated record